AAGCUGUCCAUAUUUGUUUGCAAGGCCGUGUUGAGGUUCAACUCCCUGUCUUUCUCACGAUUCCUCAAAUAUUUACAACAUUUCGUAAACAAGAAUCCCUGCGCCGCUUAUUAACCUUAUACGUGACAAGUAUCAUGACCAAAUCAGGCAAAUGCGGCUGAUUUCGAGGACCAAGUGAGCUGUAAAGCAAAUCAACAUGUGGAAAAUUUUCUUCAGAGGGGUGCGAGAAUCGAUUGGGAGGUGCGGAGAACGAGCUGUGGGAACAGCCUGCGAAGGAAAUGGAUUCGCAAGCGGUCCUAAGCCAGGGAAAGAGGGUCCGAGUUCGAACCCGGAAGGCAACACUGCCAGCCAGGUUGCCUCCAAGUCGGAAUGUUCACAAACGCUGCUCAAAGGACUGGGGCUGGGCACGGUUGUGUGGUUCACGCAGUUUGCUCGCGACUGGCAUUGCUGGACGAGGAGACACCAUUCGCAAUUCGUCGUGAAGGAGGAUGAGCACAGGAAGCUGGGCUGUCGGUACAAAUGCCUGCUGAAGGUGUUGGCAGGGGUGGCCAAAACGCAGCCCAUCGAGGCUGCUACAAGCGAAAGUGAUCAUUUCGAUCCCAUCGAAGUCGCAAUUGUUCGAAAUGAAGACACAACCUCCUCGUCCUCCCCGUAUACUGAGCAGGAGGUGUCUGACGCACAAAAACAGCUGAAAGAAAUCGGCAGCAACAUUGACAACAUCCUUGGUGUCUGUUACCAAAAUCAGUCGAAACCAGAAAUGGCUUUGGAGAAUUUCAAGCUGGCUUGGUCUGGUGGCAAUGUCAGAGCGUGCUACAAUUUGGGUCUGUGCUACGAGCUUGGUGUAGGAACUGAUCCGGACCCAGUCAAGGCCGCUGAGUACUACAAAACAGCCGCCAGUCUGGGCCACGUGCAGGCGGCAUACAACCUGGGCGUCUACUACGCGCAGGGCCGAGGUGGGCUGCCCAAGGACAAGUCGAUGGCGAAGCAACUGUUCCUUGAGGCUGCCAACAAGGGUCUGCUGCAGGCCAAAGCCGCCGUUGAGGCCAUGACGCCGUACCAACCGCCUGAAACACACGUCCAGGUGCACCACCCACCCAGUCUGCAUUCUGUGGCCGUCGGUACUUAGUUCAAACAACGUCCGGACAAAAGCCUGGAUUAAUUAAUUUUAGACAAGGUAGGAUGUAAUUUUGUACUGUGAACUGAUCUGAAAAACCUGUGCUCUGUGAAAUCUACGAGACUUUCGGAAGAUUUAAUUAAUCAGUAUAUUUUUAGUUUAAUUUUAAACUCCUGAGAAAGGUUUUGCAGUGAUUUAUUUUAAAAUCUGAUGCUCCAGAUUGCCUUCAAUCUUGAAAUUAGGAGACCUGUAACUGCCUGUAUGUUCAAUUCACCGUGCCAAUUUGAAGCUAUUUUAUUUGAGGAUAAACUUAAUUGCCACCAGUGCUGUCAGACAGCAAAAUCUUUUUGCCGUGCUGCAAAACAACGAGACUUUCUCACAAAGAGAACAACGAACAUGAUGUAUCCUAUGGAAAUAUUUAGACAAAUUUUUUUGUAACAACGCUGUGUCGUCAUUAAGUCAGAAUAAUUAGCAAUGAUGUUGUACGUUUGAAUAUUUUUUAUUUCUGAAUUUUAGUCCUCCAGAGCCUAGUAGGUUUCUGGUCAUUUUUCCUAGCUUUUGAACUGCACUCAUUUCAAUGCACUUACAUUUUCUUUUUGGACUGAAAUUCUUUUAUAAUGUUCAACGUUUGGUAGAUGUUCACCGCAAUUUCUUUGUGCAAAUCAAUAUAAAUAAAUAAAUAAAUAUAGUUUUGUCCAUAUA
Molecule: messenger RNA, 1816 nt
Organism: Cloeon dipterum
Lineage: Eukaryota; Metazoa; Arthropoda; Insecta; Ephemeroptera; Baetidae
Product: DAP3-binding cell death enhancer 1-like
Exons: 6
Coding region: 197-1126 (309 amino acids)
Molecular function (GO): protein binding
Source: RefSeq, a predicted model, not a curated record